AUGGGUGUUCCCAACAACAGCAAGCACGCGAUUGCCGAAUGCAUCUCGGACGACGCGCUCAUUCACUUGAAGUCGUACCAGUACUCGGCUGUCGACAAGUCGCCCGUAUCCCACUAUAUCCUCCGUCCAUAUUGGAAUGCGGUCGUCGAACUCCUGCCGCUAUGGCUGGCGCCGAAUAUGGUGACCCUCUUGGGGUUCUUCUGCAUCCUCGCCAAUGUCGGCCUACUAGCGAUCUUCAUGCCGGACCUGAUCGGACCGGGGCCUUCGUGGCUGUACUUUAGCUUCGCCUUGGGACUCUUCAUGUACCAGACAAUGGACAACAUCGACGGCAAGCAGGCGAGGCGGACCGGCACGUCUAGCGGACUGGGAGAGCUGUUCGACCACGGCAUCGACAGCCUGAACUGCACACUCGCCAGCUUGCUGGAGACGGCGGCCAUGGGCCUAGGCAAUUCGAAGUCGGGUGUCUUCACGGCGCUCGUCCCCUGCCUGCCCAUGUUCUUCUCCACCUGGGAGACGUACCACACGCACACACUCUACCUCGGCGUGAUCAACGGACCGACAGAGGGCCUUCUUAUCGCCUGCGCCAUGAUGGCCAUCUCGGGGUAUUACGGUCCAGGCGUCUGGACAGAGCCUCUGGCGAAUCAUUUGGGCGACCGCGUGAACACUCUCAGUGGGCUGGGCCUGACGGCGAAUCAGCUAGGUGACCUCUCGGUGCGCGACAUCUGGAUCGUGCUCCUCGUGUCGUCGCUCCUGUUCACGCACGUUCCGUUCUGCAUCUACCACGUGGUGCGGGCGCGGCGGGCGCGCAACCAGGCGGUGGCGCCCGUCUUCCUCGAGUGGACUCCCAUGGUGGUCUUCUCGGGCAGCAUUGGCGCGUGGCUGUACAGCCCGCACUCGACGCUGCGCGCCGAGAACCACCUCAUGCUGUUCUGCAUCAUCAUGAGUUUCGUAUUUGGCCGCAUGACGACCAAGAUCAUCCUAGCCCACCUCACGCGCCAGCCGUUCCCCUACUGGACCGUCAUGCUGUGGCCGCUGGUCGGCGGCGCCGUGCUCGGCAACCUGCCGCGCCUCGGCUUCCCGGCCGUCUCGGCAGAGGUCGAGCACACCUACCUGUGGGCCUACCUCGCGUUUGCCACCGUCGCCUACUUCCGCUGGGCCUACGUGGUCACGUCGAGCAUCUGCAACUUCCUCGGCAUCAACUGCCUGACCAUCCCCGCCGAGAAGCUAGCUGCGAAUAAGAAGGCGGCCGAGCUGGCGGCGAACGGGGUCGCCAAUGGGAGAAAGACGCAGUAA
Lasiosphaeria miniovina is the source of this 1293-nucleotide messenger RNA. RefSeq names its product CDP-alcohol phosphatidyltransferase-domain-containing protein. The transcript has 4 exons. Gene Ontology annotation, cellular component: membrane. Gene Ontology annotation, molecular function: phosphotransferase activity, for other substituted phosphate groups. NCBI's taxonomy places the organism in Eukaryota, Fungi, Ascomycota, Sordariomycetes, Sordariales, Lasiosphaeriaceae. Bases 1 to 1293 code for a protein of 430 amino acids. Gene Ontology annotation, biological process: phospholipid biosynthetic process. The record is from RefSeq and is a predicted model, not a curated record.